Molecule: messenger RNA, 2437 nt
Organism: Periconia digitata
Lineage: Eukaryota; Fungi; Ascomycota; Dothideomycetes; Pleosporales; Periconiaceae
Source: the annotation of a GenBank genome assembly
CAUGCCGUAUCGAGCUAAACAGCGAAGACUCAUCGUACACAUUGACGCUAAGCAGUAUCAAGAGGACAUGGAUCGCGUCAGUCAAGGCCGACCAAAUAUUUACGAGCAGAUCAACCUUGUCGUCCGUCGACGCGGCAGAGAGAACAACUUCCGCCCCAUUCUUGAGUCCAUCCGCCGCCUUACGCUCUCAGAUAUCCCAGCACCUUCAUGGCUGCAGGAAGUUUUCCUCGGCUAUGGCGACCCGUCUUCUGCGACCUACAAGCGGCUACCCAACCGCCUGCAUUCGAUAGACUUUCGUGAUACCUUCUUAGACUGGCAACACCUGAUCGAAUCCUUGCCCGGCAGAUCAAUCGAACCCCAUGAAGACGCACAGUCCUCCUUUGGACCACCAUACGUCUUGCAGUUUCCUGCAGCAGGCGAAGCCAAGCCGGCACCUGCUCGAUCGUCGAAGAAGCGGCGGCGCGACCAAGUUGAGGUUGUACAGCCUGCGCAUGAAUCGGUCCAUGUUUCUACAUACAAGCCUCCAAACAUGGGUCCCUACCCUGCAGACACACUCAAGCUGAACAGCGUCAGGUUUACCCCUGCUCAGAUCGAAGCAAUCACAUCAGGCUCGCAGCCAGGUCUGACUGUCGUGGUCGGCCCACCGGGUACCGGCAAGACCGAUGUUGCGACCCAAAUUAUCUCUAAUAUAUACCACAACUUCCCGGACCAACGGACGCUACUAGUUGCGCACAGUAAUCAAGCGCUCAAUCAGCUGUUCCAGAAGAUUGUGGCGCUCGAUAUCGACGAGCGCCACCUCCUUCGUCUGGGUCAUGGCGAGGAAGGGCUGGAGACAGAGACGAGCUACAGCAAACAUGGCCGUGUAGAGUCUUUCCUAGAGAGAGGCACAUAUUAUCUUUCAGAAGUAGACCGACUGGCGAAGAACUUUGGGGCGCCGGGAGCUCAUGGAAGUUCAUGCGAGACGGCAGAUUACUUUAAUCUCGUCUAUGUGAAACCCGCCUGGACGCAAUAUUGGGACAACGUCACAUCAUCAGAAUCCAGUGUCGAGCAGAUAAUUGCAGAAUUUCCUUUCAAGCAAUACUUUGCCGACGCACCUCAACCUCUCUUUCCACCUGACGCAGACAAGGCGCAACUGGUUGAUAUCGCUCAAGGCUGCUACCGCCAUGUGGAGAAGAUUUUCACGGAGCUCGAGGACAUUCGUCCUUUUGAGAUCUUGCGAAACCCGCGAGACAAAGCCAACUACCUUCUUGUGAAGGAAGCGCGCAUUAUUGCGAUGACUUCCACUCAUGCAGCGAUGCGGAGGCAAGAAAUCGCGUCUCUAGGCUUUCACUACGACAAUGUGAUCAUGGAAGAAGCCGCUCAAAUCACUGAAAUUGAGAACUUCAUUCCACUUGCGCUGCAAAAUCCACAGAAUGGAGAACUGCCUUUACAGCGAGUUGUUCUUUGCGGAGAUCAUCUCCAAAACUCGCCCAUCAUCCAAAAUCUUGCCUUUAGACAAUAUGCUAACCUCGAACAAUCACUCUUCUUGCGACUUGUGAGACUGGGAGUACCAACCAUUAUGCUCGACAAGCAAGGACGCGCUCGCCCUUCGAUAGCAGAACUCUACAAGUGGCGCUAUUCAAACUUUGGCAAUCUCCCAUCCGUCUCCACUUUACCUGAGUUCACGACCGCAAACCCUGGCUUCAAAUUCGAUUACCAGUUUAUCGAUGUGCCAGACUACAAAGGCAAAGGCGAAAUGGAACCUACACCGCAUUUUAUCCAGAAUCUUGGUGAGGCAGAGUAUACAGUGGCGCUGUACAUGUACAUGCGAUUACUUGGGUACCCAGCGCACAAGAUCUCCAUCUUGACCACGUACGCGGGACAACGGGCGCUCAUCAAGGACGUGCUGAACCACAGGUGCAAAGGGGAUCCCAUGAUCAACAAGAUGUUCGGUCUACCCCGUAUAGUCGCAACGGUAGACAAGUACCAAGGCGAACAAAACGAUUAUAUCCUCCUUUCCCUUGUGCGUACACGCUCGAUAGGCUAUCUCCGCGACGUGCGCCGUCUUACCGUCGCCCUCUCCCGCGCACGCCUUGGUCUUUAUAUCCUUGGCCGUGCCUCCGUCUUCGCCUCGUGCUUCGAGCUGAAACCCGCUUUCGACACGUUGCUCUCGCGCCCGACCAAGCUUGCCCUCGUCACCGACGAAAUGUUCGCUCCUAACCCCGCCGCACGCUCGCGUCUGCUGACAGAUGCUGUCGAGGAAGGCCGCGAGGCUGUUAUGGAGGGUGUUGAGCAUUUGGGAAAGUACGUGUAUGAGAUGACGCAGGCCAAGCGUGAGAUGCUGGCGAAUGGUGUUAGUGGAGAGGUGCAGGAUGUUAUGGACGUGGCGAUGGCAAAUGGGGUUGAUGAAGACGAUGAUGCGGAUCGUGAGGAGGACGUUGUGGUGCCUGAUGUGUAA